Molecule: messenger RNA, 2660 nt
Organism: Epinephelus fuscoguttatus (brown-marbled grouper)
Lineage: Eukaryota; Metazoa; Chordata; Actinopteri; Perciformes; Serranidae
Product: zinc-binding protein A33-like
Exons: 7
Coding region: 109-1413 (434 amino acids)
Molecular function (GO): protein binding
Source: RefSeq, a predicted model, not a curated record
UUGAGGUCCAAGCUACAGAAGGGUACCACAGAGAAUACUGUGGAUAGACUGGUGCAGGUUUACGGGAGAGACGGUGCUGUGGAGACUACAGUGGACAUUCUCUAUAGUAUGACUCAAAAUGACCUUGCAUUCAGGUUAACUCAAGCCGUAAUAGAAGCAAAGGAGAAACAGCAACCGAAUGAGCCAUCCACCGCCACUGUGAGAGAGAUGCAGAGAGAUGCAAAUUCAACUAUCACUAAGGAUCUUUCUUGUCCAACGAACCAUAAACCAUCAAUAACUUGUACUCCGGAGAGUUUGAGUGUAUCCAAUGGAGGGGGGAAUCAUUUUGAGCCAUCAGCAGGACACAGCAAUGAUUUAAAGUCAAAUCAGUUACAGACUCCUUCCAGGACCAUCAGACUGAAGCGGGAAGCUUUUGAAAAGGUCAAACAGUUUUGUGAUUCAUCUGUUGAGUACAUUAAGAGACAGAGACACGACACAGAGCAGAAGAUUAGGGAUGAAUUUUGGAAGCUUCAUCAGUCUCUCAAGACUGAAGAAGAAUCCAGAAUAACAGAAUUAAAAAAAGAAGAGAAUCAGAAGAUUCAUAUGAUGGAGAAGAUCACAGAGAUCAGCAGAGACACAUUCUCACUCUCUGACACUGUGAAAGACAUGAAAGACUUGAGGGCUGAUGACUUGUUCAUACAGAACUUUAAGACUGAAAUGGAAAGAGCUCAGAACGCACUGCCAGAUCCACAGCUACUUCCACAAGCACUGAUAGAUGUGCCUGAACAUGUGGAAAACCUUCAGUUCAGAGUUUUGGAGACGAUGCUGAGCAACGUAAAACACACCCCUGUGGUUCUGGACCCCAACACUGCAUCUCCAUGGCUCUCUCUGUCUGAUGAUCUGACCAAAGUGACAGUCACUGACACCUGUCAGGAGCGUCCAGGAAACCUACAGUGCAACUCAAGUUAUCCACACGUUCUGGGCUGGGAGGGCUUUGACUCAGGAAAACACUGCUGGGAGAUGGUGGUAGGAAAUCAAGCCAAAUGGAGACUGGGAGUCACCGAGAGGGCCAAAGACAGGGGGGAUGAUGAGAUGUGGUCAACUCCACAAAAUGGACUCUAUGUUAUUAUGAAAAGCAAGAGAGGGUAUACAGACAUCAAGGGCAAACUCCUAAAAUCAGCAACGAGACCCAACAAGAUCAGAAUAGAACUCGACUACGAAAACGGUACAGUGUCAUUUUAUGAUGCUGAUAACAACACACUAAUAUUGACCUAUGAGGAGACAUUUACUCAGAGGCUGUACCCAUAUUUUGCUUUUGUUAAAACUGAUGAUGACGACAAUGAUGAGGGGGUAAAAAGAAAGAGGAAGAAAGUGGACAGUAGUGGAGGCUUUAUACAGAUCUGUCAGUCAAAGGUUUCUCUCACAGUGACAUAGCUGCAGAAAGUAGCUGCUUCAGAUUCAGAUACAGUUUGCCAUUUAUACCUUCAUUACAACUAGUCUGCUCUAGGUCUAGUUCUGGAGCUUCAGCUAUCUUGUUGCAACACACCGCCUCACACCACUACAAGCAAAUUGUCUGCCGUCACUCAUGUUGCCAGACUGGGCGAGAUAAGGUCAAAAAAAUUCAUUCUCAAUUUUAUAUCUUGUCUCAGUUUAUAUGAAAUCCUAUUUUCAGUAAAGGCUAGUUUUGUACUAUACAUCUGUCUGUGUGGAGUAAAUGUUCUCUUGCCUCUGACAUUGGAUCAGACAGGGUUAACAAAGGUGGUGGCAGUUCUAAACUACUCUGAGUUGUUAACAACUAACAUUUAUUACAGUAUUAAUAGUGCUAAUUAGCAAAUGUUAGCAUUUAGCUCAAAGCACCGUACACAGUGCUAGCGUGCUGAUGUUAAGCAGGUAUAAUAUUUAUCAUGUUUUCACUGUCAAAUUGGGGAAGAUGUUUUCUGAAUUUGCUUGUGUUUUGUCUGGUUGUGUUUUCUUAACUUGCAGGGCUCUGACCUCUCUCGAUCUCACAGAGCUGCUAAUAUGAUUGCAGACCCUUGUUUCUUAACAAACUGAAGUAAAGCUUUGUUAAUCUUUAUUCAUCUUAAAAUUUCUGUUAGGUUUCAGUGUUUUCAGACCUUUUUGGAUUUGGGUCAAUGCUUGUUGUGAAGCUGCCUAUGUAUGGGCACAUCUUACUAUCUGAAUAAUGCGCUAUUUAAAUAUCUGUAAAAUACUGCACCACUGACCUUUUAGACCAGGUUUCUGUUGGUCAAUGGCGCAAUAAUUUUCUGUUACUUCAAAUCAGAAAUAGGCCAACAAUGUGCCUGACCACACCUCAUUUAAACGCCUACAUGUCCUGGGGCGAACAGAUGGGCGCAUCUAGUACAUUUGCUAAAGGCAGAAUUUAUACUUCUGCGUUGAGCUGAUGCUGUACCCUACGCUGUAACCUGAUGUGCACCUCCCCAGAAAUGUAACUACAUGUCACAGUGACACAGACGUCCUGUCUGUUUCUGUAAGCUGAAACCAUUUCCCUCAGUGGAAACAAAGCUUUUAUUUACUUUAAUUUCACAGAUAAGAAACAAUAAAUUGUGAAGACAAUAAAGCCUCCACCAAAAUAGCAUUUUAAGUCUUGUGUGAUUUAUCCUGGCUUCAUAUGAGCAGAGGAAAUCUCUGCUCGUCACUAAGCUAAUUUAUACAAUGUAAAA